CAAAAACGAAAACGUAACCAUCUUUUAAUCAUUCUGAACUAAAACUCUUUUUUAAAUGGUUUUUAAACCGUUAGUAACAUCAUUUCGUUCUGACUUAGCAGUUUAAUUGAGCAGUCUUUUAACUAUGAACAUGCUGUAUGACUGAGAGUGAGACGAUCAUCAAACAACUCAACAGAGAUGGGUCGCCACCAAGAGAAUCCAGCGCAUCGGUAUUUCUUUUAUGACAAGGUCUCUAAUAAAUCUUUCUGCAAAAUUGAAGGAUGUGGGGCAGAAAUAUCUGGGCACCACGGAGGCAACCUGCAGAGACACCUUCAGCGUAGACAUCCAGCAGAGCAUGCUGAGACCACUGCCCAAAAGAGACCAGCAUCUGCAGAUGGACUAAUGACUCUGGACAUGGCUGUAGUGAAAAGGCCAAAGAUUUCAGGCCUACAUGUCCAAUUAAGUCCCGAUAUCAUAAAAGAUGCAUGCAUAGAGCUAGUAACCAUUAACGGGAGACCGUUGUCAUUAAUGGAGGACUCGGGCUUCAGAAAAAUUAUAGAUCCAAUACAAGAGGCUAUUGGAAAUGGCUUUGCCAUCAAUUCAACAAACAUCUGUGAAAUGGUGUCAGAUGUUGCUCAAGGGGAAAGAGAACAGCUCAAGAAUGAGUUAAAUGGAAGACUUCUGAUGCUUAAAAUUGAUUCAGCUACAUGCAGAGACCGAAUUAUUCUUUGCAUAAAUGUACAAUAUGCUGAUGAAGAAAAAAUUGUGAUGCAUACAUUGGCCGUUAAGGAGUUAACGGAAAGGCACACAACCGAAUACAUCUCAUCAGUUGUGAAGGAUGUCUUGCAUGAAUAUAAUGUAGAAUUGCGCCAAGUGUACUCUGUAACGUCAGAUAAUGGCGUUAACAUGAUGAAAGAAGUUUAUUUACGGUCUGAUAUGCCAGAUGGCCUGUCUAACGAUGAGAAUGAAACCGUUGCCCCGAAUACACAGGUUAAAGAGGAGCUAACUGAGGCCGAAGUUGGAAAUCUGGAAUUAGACAUUGAACUUGAUUCUGUGACGCAAGGACACGUGUUGCACAGUAUAAGGUGUCCUGCUCAUACUUUUCAAAUAGCAGUUGAAGAUGCAUUAAAAGAGAAACGGUCAUCCAGCUUGAUUUGUGAAGCAAGGCGCAUUGCGAAAGAGUUGCGCACGCAGAACAUCGUCAUUCCUCUGAAAAAAAUGGGACAUGAGAGGGCCACUGUCGACAGUGCGAAGUGCUGGCAGUCAACACACGAUAUGCUUGAGCAGCUUUUGGAGCUCAGGAGCUUCUGUGAGGAGAUGUCGCCAGCCAUUAAAGAACUGCAUUUAAAUGAGAACGAAUGGCAGGACAUAGCCAACUUCGUGUGCGCAUUGAAACCUGCGAAAAUUGCGAUGAAAAGCCUCCAGUCUGACCAUCUCACGGCAGGUGACUUCUACGGCGUUUGGCUCCAAUGUGUACUGUGCACAGACAAAAUUGACAACCUCUUUGCCAAACGACUAGUCCAGUGCCUCACAGUACAGCAAGCUACACUUUUUGAUAGUGACGCCUUUGUAGCUGCUUUAUUUCUCGAUCCUAGAUAUCGACUUUUUCUUACGGAACAUCAAACUGAAAGGGCUAAAAUUCACUUAACUCGUGCCUGGGAUGCCAUUGAAUAUUUAUCUGGCAACAACGCGACUGACAGUGCACAGUGCACACCAUUCCAGUCAUCCGAGGAAGACGAUGAGAUUGAACAGCUGUUAUUGGCAAAAGAACUGGAGGCCACAACAGUGCGAAGUUUUGACGUUUCCAUAACAUCUCUUUUGGACAUUUACUCGAGAGGAGCACGUCUUAAGCGUAGCGAGUGUCUUUUCAAGUACUGGGCAAGCGUUGCAACAACUAACCCAGACUUACAUAAACUUGCUAUGAAUGUCAUUGCACUCCCUGUAACGCAAGUAAGCGUAGAACGUGCAUAUUCAUGCCUCAAGUUUAUCCUUUCUGAACCGGCACUGUCGAUGAACAAACAGGUCCUGGAAGACAUUCUUUUCUUACGUUUAAACAAACAAUAUGGACUUGUAGUAAAUUACAAGUGAUUCAGUAGCCUGUGUUUUAAAGUUUGAGGUUUUGUGGAGGAAAACUCAGUCUAGUGUGAAUGAGAGACAUAAAUGUAGCGAAAUCAAUGCGCUUUCAAAUAAAAACAUAGUAGUGAGGAAGUGGCCUAAGGGGCCAUUCGCACCAAAUGUGUGUUGGCAUCCAUCUGCGCUGGUUGUCAAUUGUUUUUUUUUUUUAUGUAAACAUGCACUGCUUGGAUAUCUUUGACCAUUUCGCUGUCGCAGUUGUUGUUGUUUUUUUGCAUUUUGCGAAGGAGUGCCACGUUUUUUAGAUGACAUGUCAAGUAAAAAGAACUUUAACUGUUAUAAACGCAUCUUGAGGCACCUGCAUUGUGUUCCAUUCCUUGUGUUGCGUCUAACUUUUUUUAACGCAAGUACGCAUUCGGUCUGAAUGGCCACUAAUACAUUAGUGCCAUUAUGGUUUACUUUAAUAUGUUUUCAAGUUAUUUAAUAUUUUAGUUACAGAAAAGUUCAAUUGCCAGUUCUUCUCGGAGAAGAAUGCACAAAGAGGGUUGAAUCGAUCCAGUAUGAUAUGGAAAAAGUUUGUGAACCCUUUGGAAUUAGCUGGUUUUCUGCAUUAAUUGGUCCUAAAAUAUGAUCUCAUCUUCAUCAAAGGCACACAUAUAGACAAAGCACAAUGUGCUUAAGCUAACAACACACAAACAAUUAUAAUCGUUCAUGUCUUAACUGAAUCCUAUUAAACAAUCAGUGGUGUGGAAAAAGUAAAUGAACCCUAGGAUUUAACAACUUGCCAAUCCUCCUUUGGCAGCAAUAACCUCAACCAAGCGUUUCCGGUAGCUGCGGAUUAGACCUGCACAACAUUCAGAAGGAAUUGUAGACCAUCCUUCCUCCCAGAACUGCUUCAGCUCAGCCAUAUUCUUAGGAUGUCUGGUGUGAAUGCCUCUCUUGAGGUUAUUCCAUAGCAUCUCUAUUGGGGUAAUGUCUGGACUCUGACUUGGCCACUGCAAAAGACUCUACAUAAUCUGUAAAAGUUGUCAACAGUGAAAUUUUUCACAUGCACGCAAUAGUUAUAUUGAAUUUCAUUUGUUUUACUGUAUAUGUUUAUGUAAAGUGAAUAAAUAAACACUGAUUAUAACAAUUGUCGAUCAUCAAUUUAAAUUGAGGAUAGAUUUUUAUUUUUUUUAUAAUCCAGUUGAAUCCAGUAGGGCUUCUGACUCCCUUUUUUUAUUACUACAGCAAUAUAUAUAUAUAUAUAUAAUGUAUGUAUAUAUAUUAUCAUAGCCUUUUCAUUCAUUCUUCAACUUGUUACUCUAUUGUUGGGUUUAGGGUGAAGCAUAUCUCAGUUACUGUUAUUCUUGGAAAAUGAGAAAAAGACAUCUGCAGUUGUGCUAUAGUGUCUUCUAUUGAUUUGACCACAUGGUGGCGCUGUUUAUUUGUUAAAAUUGUGCUGUUACUUGUCAUAACAGUUACAUAAGUACACCUGUCACUCAACUACAUACCAUAUUCAAUGAGUCACACAGCAGGAAUGCCAUGUCUGGUAGUAACAUGCACAUGGAUCAUUGUAAGGCUCUUUGCAUUGAUGGUUAAAACCAAAGGGAGGAUUUUUAAAUUUCCUUCCCUUGGAUAUUUUAAUUUCUUUAUUGAUAAGAGUAAUUUAUGGAAUGCUAUGCAAAGAGUUUUCCCUUCCAUAUCAUGUUUGUAAAAAGUUACACCAUUGUAAGUGUGCACAAUCUGUCUAACCAAAAUUGCAUUUAUUACUGUUUGUAUAUGUGUUGUCCCUUCUUUGUAUAAAACAUUUCUGAGACAUCUUCAACCAAAUGCUAUUGUCAUUCUGUUUAGGCAUGAUAAUUGUUCUUCCACGUGAACUUAGGUAUGAACUCUCUUGCUGCUAAUCUUUUAGACAAAAGCA
Messenger RNA from Myxocyprinus asiaticus (Chinese sucker), 3955 nucleotides. RefSeq lists its product as uncharacterized. Gene Ontology annotation, cellular component: nucleus. Gene Ontology annotation, biological process: regulation of transcription by RNA polymerase II. The coding region runs from base 178 to 2067 and encodes 629 amino acids. Lineage: Eukaryota; Metazoa; Chordata; Actinopteri; Cypriniformes; Catostomidae. Gene Ontology annotation, molecular function: protein dimerization activity. The transcript has 2 exons. The record is from RefSeq and is a predicted model, not a curated record.